UUGACCGAGGCUAGUUCAUCGUACAAAUAACAAAGGAAUGUAACAGGUCAUAUACAGGCGAAACUUUGAUAUGUACGUUUUGCCACGUCAUUAAAGACCAUUAUCUUGGUUAUCUGUGUCACAAACAAUUUAGGUUUGCCUUCACAAAUUAUGCCACUUCAGCCUGUUAGACAAAUUCAAAGUAAAAUCAUCACUCUCGAAGGGCCAAGUGGUCAACCAGCACCCUUCAGAAAGGCCUAUAAAUAGCCAACUUUGCUUUGAAUGAAGAGCAAACAACACCAUUAGCCUUCCUUGAGCUCUUUUAUAAUUUGCAACAACUUCUUCAUUUCUUGGUCUAAGACUAAGAGAGAAACAUGCAAAGCCCAGUGAGGUUUUCGAGCUGCAGAGGUGUGGCCUUCGAGAUCAAACCUCAUGCAGACCCAUUUGCUACUGCUACUCCAGCUCAAAAUGAGACCCGCAGCAGCAGCAAAAAAUCUUGGUUUCCUUGGUAUCAAGGGAGCUCAUCCAGGGUCUUCCCUUCUUCCAUACAAAGAUCCGCGAGUCGAGCAAGCAGUCACUUCUGUGACCUUGACCUUGAUGAAGAUGAAGAUGAAAAUAAUGAAGCUGAUUUCGUAUUGGAACGACUAGAAGAGGGCAAGGAUGAGGAGAAAGAAGAGAAGCCAAUUUUUCCGUCCGCAAGCAAACGUGAACAAACACCAAAGCCAGCUCGCAAGCAAGAAUCAAGAUUAUCGGUCAUUUUGCUUGACCAAGGGCUGUUAACCGUAUACAAAAGACUCUUUGUGGUCUGCUUAACCGUGAACAUCAUUGGUUUGGUGCUUGCUGCCACUGGACACUUUCCAUAUGCAAGAAAUCGAGCUGCUCUUUUCUCCAUCGCAAACAUUCUUGUUUUGACGCUCUGCCGAAGCGAGGCCUUCCUGCGAGUAGUGUUUUGGCUUGCAGUCAAAGUUCUGGGAAGGUCUUGGGUACCUCUCCCAAUCAAGACUGCUACCACAUCCCUCCUCCAAAGUCUUGGCGGGAUACACAGUAGUUGUGGAAUUUCUUCUGUUGCAUGGCUCAUAUACGCAUUAGUUCUUACUCUCAAAGACAGAGAAAGCACUUCCCCUGAGAUCAUUGGUGUAGCCUCUACUAUUCUUUCCCUUCUCUGUCUCUCAUGCUUGGCCGCAUUUCCCCUAGUCCGCCAUCUCCAUCACAACGUCUUUGAAAGGAUUCAUAGAUUCGCCGGAUGGACUGCUCUUGGUCUCCUCUGGGCCUUUAUCAUCCUCACAAUCUCCUAUGACCCAAUAACCAAAUCUUACUCAAAAGAACUUGGUUCGAGGUUGAUCAAACGGCAAGAGUUCUGGUUCACAGUUGCCAUCACCAUCCUAAUUAUCAUCCCAUGGUUGACAGUAAGACGCUUGCCUGUCAAAGUCUCAGCUCCUUCUGGCCAUGCCUCCAUAAUCAAGUUUGAGGGCGGAAUAAAAGCCGGUAUAUUAGGGAGAAUCAGUCCAUCUCCCUUUUCAGAAUGGCACGCCUUUGGUAUAAUUUCUGAUGGAAAAACUGAGCACAUGAUGCUUGCUGGUGCAGUGGGCGACUUCACAAAAUCCUUGGUCUCAAAUCCACCAAGCCAUUUGUGGGUUCGACAAGUGCACUUUGCUGGCUUGCCUUAUCUAGUCAACAUGUAUGACAGGGUUUUGCUGGUGGCAACAGGUUCAGGAAUCUGCGUUUUUCUGUCAUUCCUUUUGCAGCCAUGCUCAGCUAACGUAUGCGUGCUUUGGGUGGCCAAAGGUAUCGAGCAAAACUUUGGUAAAGAAAUCAAAGAAAUGAUGAGCGGGCAUCCAAAAGAGAAGGUGAUUGUCCACGAUACAGCUGUGUUAGGCCGUCCAAACGUUUCUCAGAUGAGCGUUGAUGCUGCUAAGAGAUGGGGAGCUGAAGUGGUCAUUGUUACAAGCAAUCCAGAAGGAAGCAGAGAUGUGGUCAAUGCUUGCAAGGGAGCAGGGAUUCCAGCCUUCGGUCCCAUUUGGGACUCCUAAAUUAUUAUAACCGAUGGCACACUUUCUUAGAUUUAUUUUUUCUAACUUUUCCUUUGAUUCCAAAAUUACAAUGGUUUGUUCUAAACGUGAAGCUCCCCUGUUCCGCAUCGGUCAACCCUGGAGAAAGUGACUGUUAUUAGCAUGACGUUAAGCUAAUCCUUGCCAUCGUGAAUGUAUUUCCAGACUAUGUCCAAUAAC
Theobroma cacao (cacao) is the source of this 2207-nucleotide messenger RNA. Its product is annotated as adenylate-forming reductase 03009. NCBI's taxonomy places the organism in Eukaryota, Viridiplantae, Streptophyta, Magnoliopsida, Malvales, Malvaceae. The record is from RefSeq and is a predicted model, not a curated record.